Molecule: messenger RNA, 372 nt
Organism: Cetraspora pellucida
Lineage: Eukaryota; Fungi; Glomeromycota; Glomeromycetes; Diversisporales; Gigasporaceae
Source: the annotation of a GenBank genome assembly
AUGAAAAUAAAGAGAAAACAUAAAGAAACUGAAAUUGAUAUAAAUAAAAAUAAUAUAUUACAUGAAUGUACAAAAUACCAUUAUAAAGCUUUAAUUAAACAAAAUAAAAAUAAUGUGUUGUCUUUUGAAGAAAUAGCAGAAGAACUUUUUAGUAAAAUUUUUGUAGUUGCACCUGACAAAUAUUUUGAAAAUGAAGCAGUUGAAAUUAAUUUUAAGUCAAGUAUUAUAUUGGACAAUUUUAAAAAUAAAGAAGAUACUCCACAAGAAAUAGCAAAAAAAAUUAUAAAUUUGAUAGAUGAUAAUAAUGAUUAUUACUACAUUUAUUUCAAUUGUUAUAAUUUGAAAAAAAACAAUAAAUUACAUAUGUUUUAA